AUGGCAUAGUUGUAUAAUUUUAAGAUUAAUUCAUGAUUUUAUGAUAAAAAUUUCUUGAGAGUAAAUGAAGAAAGAAAGUAAAAGAUUAUUAGAAGCAAAUAAUCAAAAUUUUAGAGUUAAUAGAGAGACUUAAUACUUCAACUGAUUAAAGAGAUUACUUUCUUGAAUAACAAAAGAUUUGAAAGUUAUUUGGUAGUUAAUGAAAUAAGAAAAAAUGUUAGAAUAAUGAAUAGAGUAGGAAUACAAGGAAGAGGAAGAAUGUAUAAUAAAUGGAAAUUCAAUAAUUAUAAUAGCUUUAUAAAUUUUUAAAAAAAAGUUUAAUAUGAGGAUAAUAUAAAAUAUAAAUAAGUAAUGGUAAAAAAAUGAA
Paramecium sonneborni is the source of this 367-nucleotide messenger RNA. Lineage: Eukaryota; Ciliophora; Oligohymenophorea; Peniculida; Parameciidae. The record is from the annotation of a GenBank genome assembly.